ACACACACAGACACACACACACAGAAAGUGAGAAGGGAAGAGAGGAGGAGAAGUUAGAAGAGGGGGAAGGGGAAUAACCAACCAAUAACCAGAACCAGACUUGUGCAUGGAAUACUGUACCUCAUAAAUUCUUCAAGGGAGUCUUAAUCUUAAUUUAACUAAAUUAGAACAUAGGCAAAGCAAAAACAGAGAAGAAGAGGAAAACAUGGACUCUGUGCAGUCAGUGGAACUUGAGGUCCCUCAGAAGAAAGGAGUUAAUAUAACUAAACCCAGAGUUUGGCUAAAGAACGAAGUUGUUCGUGUGGGACUUGCUGAAUCUCUUUGCACAUAUGUCAUGAUGGUGUUUGGCCUGGGGUCUGUGGCCCAGGUAGUGACAGGACAGGGAGCGUUUGGACAGUACCUCAGUAUCAACCUGGGUUUUGGACUGGGUGUUGCUAUGGGGGUACAUGUUGGAGGGACAGUCUCAGGGGCUCACAUGAAUGCAGCAGUGUCAUUCACAAUGUGCACAUUCGGCCGCCUUGCCUGGAAGAUGUUGCCUGUGUAUGUUUGUUCACAGCUGUUGGGAUCAUUUUUGGCAGCAGGGACAAUUUAUGGAGUCUAUUAUGAAGCCAUACAUGAUUAUUGUGGAGGAAACCUGACAGUAACUGGUGUAAAGGCUACAGCCGGUAUCUUUGCCACCUACCCUGCACCAUACCUCUCCUUAUUGGCUGGAUUCAUUGAUCAGGUGAUUGGUACUGCGAUGCUUCUGCUGUGCCUAAUGGCUCUGUCUGACCAGAAGAACAAACCGGCUGCAAUGGGCAGCGAGCCCAUCGCUGUGGGUCUCUUGGUGCUGCUUAUUGGCAUUUCUCUGGGGAGCAACAGCAGCUAUGCCAUCAACCCCACCAGAGAUAUCGCACCCAGGGUCUUCACUGCCAUCGCAGGCUGGGGAGCUGAUGUGUUCAGGUCUGGAAAUGGUUGGUGGUGGGUGCCACUAGUUGCUCCCCCCAUUGGAGGAGUACUGGGUGGAGGGCUAUAUAAGGCCUUAGUGGAAAUGCACCACCAAACCCUGCCUGAACAGGGUCAGGGCAAGAACGAGAAAUUAGAAGAUGAGAGUAUCCCUCUGGAGAAACUGAAAAACAUCUGUGCAGAUGUAUGUGUGUGAGACCUCAGCUACAGUAUGUAAAGUGUGAAUAGCUUGCAAAACUAGGCAGAUAUAUUUAUGCAACUGAAACAUUUCACAGUGAUGCAGGAUUGAAAAGUAGACCAAAGAAUUUCUUAAAUGUGGAGAAAGCCUUUCAAUAAGGCUUUGUUUUUAAUCAAGAAACUGCAAUAUGAUUUAUCCAUCCAUCCAUUUUCCUCCGCUUAUCCGGGACCGGG
Molecule: messenger RNA, 1356 nt
Organism: Monopterus albus (swamp eel)
Lineage: Eukaryota; Metazoa; Chordata; Actinopteri; Synbranchiformes; Synbranchidae
Gene: aqp7
Product: aquaporin 7
Exons: 6
Coding region: 206-1141 (311 amino acids)
Biological process (GO): glycerol transmembrane transport; water transport
Cellular component (GO): basolateral plasma membrane; plasma membrane
Molecular function (GO): water channel activity; urea transmembrane transporter activity; glycerol channel activity
Source: RefSeq, a predicted model, not a curated record